AUGCAGGGGCUCUUGAUGCUUAUGAGAGUGGUGGCUGAAGAUGAGGGCCUUCUCUAUCAAACCAGCGACGGCUACCCGGUGGAGGUUACCACUGGAUACGACAUUUCAGACGGCUGCAGGAUCCCGUUCCUCGGGCUUUGUCAGCUGUGGCCAAACCGUCGCGACAACGAAAGCUGGCUUGGCUCAGCCAUGGUUGACGCGCUUGUGAGGCUCAACAUCAAAGGAGCUCAUGGGCCGACGCGCAUGUUCCUGUCCACUGACGACUUGGUGCCAUGGCUAACGUGUGGCCCGCAGCAAACUGUCGAGAAGAAGCUCCGCGACGCACUCCGAGAUCCCGUCAUCACAGUCAAGCCCAACGGGCGAACCGUCUUCCGCUACAUGGACACGCAGGCGGAGCCUCCAAGAUUUGUGGGGCUCACCUUGCCUGCUGUACCAGACGAAGUUGAUACAGUUCUCUUGCCAUACAAUCCGAGCGGCAUCACCGCGUUUGAUAAGACCCUGGAGGAGCACUUGCUGCAUCUCGAUCAGCUCUUCCAACGGAUCAGCGAGUACGGUAUCACUUUAUCACCGUCGAAGAGUUUCAUCGAGUACCCGUGUGCGACCCUGCUGGGCCAGAGGGUCAACGCCUUCGGGCUCGGAUCUACCCAAGAACGGACCAAGGCGCUCACUGAAAUGCCGUUCCCGCGCACCUUGAAGGAUCUGGAGCAUUGGAUUGGCGCGACUGGGUUCCUGCAGUCCACUCGUCUUUUCAUUCUCAGGACCGCGGCGUCGGGUCGACACAGACCGUCUGUUUGA
Molecule: messenger RNA, 795 nt
Organism: Diplodia corticola
Lineage: Eukaryota; Fungi; Ascomycota; Dothideomycetes; Botryosphaeriales; Botryosphaeriaceae
Exons: 1
Coding region: 1-795 (264 amino acids)
Source: RefSeq, a predicted model, not a curated record